This is a messenger RNA of Theobroma umbraticum, 1993 nucleotides long. Its product is annotated as rhamnogalacturonan I rhamnosyltransferase 1-like. Gene Ontology annotation, cellular component: cytoplasm. Lineage: Eukaryota; Viridiplantae; Streptophyta; Magnoliopsida; Malvales; Malvaceae. The record is from RefSeq and is a predicted model, not a curated record.
UCUCAUUACUCUUUGCAUGAAGAAACCAGUUCUCUGGCGGUACAAUUCCUCCGGAAUCUGGUAAGCAAAGGAAAGAAUUAAUGUCUUUGUAUUGAAGCUUGAAGCCAAUAUUGAUAAGUUUCUCCAUUGAAAUUCGGUUACCCUUUUCAUGAGAGAAUUAAAAAAGCUAAGGAUGAGUUACCCUGGGGCAAGUUUUGAAGAGGCAGAAUGUGGAGAGGUGAAGGAGAAACCAGGGUACGGUAAGAUGAGGUUGAAGUAUAUCACAACGGUUAAGGCUGAAAAGUUGAAGAGCUUAAUUCUAUCUCGGAUCAGAGUGGCUCGACUGAAACUGUGGGUGACUAGAGCUUUAACCAUGAUGCUGCUUUGGGCCAUUGCCAUGCAGUUGAAAUCACUGGGAGAGGCUGUUUCAUCAGCUAGGACACCAAAAUCUACCUUUCCUUUUCCUCUUCCCCCUGAAAGGGUCUAUGAGAACAAUGGGUAUCUGAUGGUUUCUUCCAAUGGAGGAUUGAAUCAAAUGCGAUCCGGUAUCUGUGACAUGGUUACAGUUGCAAGAUUUCUAAAUGUCACCCUCAUUGUUCCUGAAUUAGAUAAUACAUCAUUUUGGAAUGAUUACAGUCAGUUUGCAGACAUAUUUGAUGUAGAAUACUUCAUUGCAUCACUGAGAGAUGAAGUUCGGAUAUUGAAAGAGCUACCCCCUGCGCAAAAGAAAAAGGUGGCUGAAUCAGUCUUUUCAAUGCCACCAAUCAGCUGGUCUAACAUGACCUAUUACUAUACUGUGAUUCUUCCGCGGAUACAAACGCAUGAAGUGGUGCACUUCCAGAAGACUGAUGCCAGGCUUGCUAACAAUGGGCUUCCUGACGAUGUCCAAAAGUUGCGUUGCCGAGUAAACUAUGAGGCUCUGAGGUUCGCUCCUCCCAUACAGGCGUUGGCUGAGAAGAUUGUCCGAAUUCUAAGAGAAAAAGGUCCUUUCCUAGUUCUUCAUCUCAGAUAUGAAAUGGACAUGAUAGCAUUCUCUGGUUGUAAUGAAGGUUGCAAUGAAGAAGAGAUCGAUGAGUUAACAAAAAUGAGAUAUGCAUAUCCCUGGUGGAAAGAAAAAGUAAUAGAUUCGGAGAAGAAAAGGCUAGCAGGUUUGUGCCCUCUAACUCCUGAGGAAACAGCGCUAACAUUAAAGGCAUUGGGUAUCGAUCGCAAUAUUCAAGUUUACAUAGCUGCUGGAGAUAUAUAUGGAGGAGAGAGGAGAUUGGCAACUCUUAGAGCAGCUUAUCCGAAUUUGGUCAAGAAGGAAACCUUACUUCCACCCUCAGACCUUGAUCCUUUCAGGAACCAUUCAAACCAGAUGGCAGCCCUGGAUUAUUAUGUAGCUGUGGAAAGUGAUAUUUUCGUUCCAACAAAUGGAGGAAACAUGGCCAAAGUCGUUGAAGGCCAUAGACGAUACUUGGGGUUCAAGGAAACAAUUCUUUUGGACAGAAAGGCUAUAGUCGAUUUAGUGGAUCUGUUCAGAGCUGGAUCAAUAAGCUGGGAAGAAUUCUCAUCAGAAAUGAAAGAGGCUCAUGCAGAUAGGAUGGGAAAUCCUGUCACAAGAUUGGUAAUUCCUGGUAAACCCAAGGAAGAGGAUUACUUCUAUACAAAUCCCGAAGAAUGUUUGGCAAGAGUUGAUGAGCCACAAGUAGGUUCUGAUGAUCAGCAACAUGAUGUUGAACCAUGAUAUCAGUGGCUACCAGGGUAAAUUAAAUGAUUUUCAAGCUGCUGCGUCUUACAACAAUAUUUUCUCUUCUCAGAUUUCGGUAAAAAAGAUAAGAAACACAAUCAUUUUGAGGAGAAAAUAUGAAGGACUAAUUGAAUGUCAUUUCAGUUUUCCAUAUAUAAUUUGUGUACACUGAUCAACUUGCAAAUGCAAGGGAAAAUCUGUUGAUUACAUGUAUAUUAUGCAUCAAUAUGUGCAAGUAUACUCAAUUUACAUAUCAGAUAAAUGACGAUGGUGGCCUUUUACUUU